AUGGUGGGCUCUGGGAUCCCCGCUUUGGGCCUCUUCCUGCUGAUGCAGAGCUCCGCAGAGGCGAAUGGAAUCCAGGGAUUCUUCUAUCCGUGGAGCUGUGAGGGAGAUGUUUGGGACCGAGAGAACUGUGGGGGUCAGGCUGCCAUUGAGAACCCCAACCUGUGCCUGCGUCUCCGAUGCUGCUACCGAGACGGAGUCUGCUACCACCAGCGACCAGAUGAGAACAUGAGACGGAAGCACAUGUGGGCGCUGGGCUGGACGUGUGGAGGCCUCCUCUUCCUCAUCUGCGCCAUCUGCGUAAUCUGGUGGGCCAAGCGCCGGAACCUCCUGCACCUCCCUAAGUUCCUGCAGGGCAGAUACGACAUUUCCAAGACGGUCUCUCUGCUGUCCAAGGACCGAGUUUCCAGCGACAAAAAGAUGUCAGAGUCACCCACAGACGCUGAAGGGGAAGGGACGGAAGGGGCUGAUGAAGGGGACGAUGAUUAG
Molecule: messenger RNA, 486 nt
Organism: Sorex fumeus (smoky shrew)
Lineage: Eukaryota; Metazoa; Chordata; Mammalia; Eulipotyphla; Soricidae
Gene: TMEM190
Product: transmembrane protein 190
Exons: 5
Coding region: 1-486 (161 amino acids)
Biological process (GO): hematopoietic progenitor cell differentiation
Cellular component (GO): inner acrosomal membrane
Source: RefSeq, a predicted model, not a curated record